Colletotrichum destructivum is the source of this 1081-nucleotide messenger RNA. Its product is annotated as Putative mycotoxin biosynthesis protein UstYa. The coding region runs from base 58 to 867 and encodes 269 amino acids. The record is from RefSeq and is a predicted model, not a curated record. The transcript has 3 exons. Gene Ontology annotation, biological process: mycotoxin biosynthetic process. NCBI's taxonomy places the organism in Eukaryota, Fungi, Ascomycota, Sordariomycetes, Glomerellales, Glomerellaceae.
AUCCAGUAGUUCGCUCUCAGCAGAAUCUGAAUCAUAUCGUCGACCAAACAGGGCAAAAUGGACUCAAAGUACGCUGAAAUACCAACAAUGCAUGAAGGAGACGCAUCAAUAGGAAGAGAAAGAACUGAACAGCCUGUCCACAACGCCGAUUACGAUGUAUCGAAAGAAAUUCUUGACUUGCGACGGGCCGUACGCAACAGAAACCGCCUGCUUUUUGCAUUAACGCUUUGUUCUCUAACUACAAUUGCCAUGAUCCCUAUGCUCCACGGCUUAUUACCGAUGUGGAACACAAGUUCAACAACCACAUCAGUUUUGAGUGAGGUGAACGGUCUCCUUCCUAUUCUGCCAUAUCGCGAAAUGAUAUUCUGGAACGACUCGACUUAUACACAAGAGCAUAGCAUAAUGAGACACGAGCCCCUCGAAGACGUGUUAAGGCGGAUAGAUGAGACUUGGAAUUCUCUAAUGCCCACGAAUAACGGCUUUGUGCCGAUUCCACAUCCUGAAAGAUAUAAUCUCCCUCCUCAGAUGUUGGACGGAGAUGACAAGCCCAUGGACGACUACAGUGUCUCAGUCUAUCAUCAACUACACUGUCUGCAUGCCAUACUACGGUCUUGGGUGGCGUAUUUCUACGGCCAGGAGCAGAAAGACCUUUUUCCUUCGCACAUUCUUCAUUGUUUCGACUACAUCCGCUUCGGACUCAUGUGUGGCAUGGAUAUGGCCUUGGAAGGUGGCAACGCCGCUUCCAUCGCGGCAGGGCAACGAUGUGGCACAUUUGGGCUCGGUACAACUCAUGUUUGCCGCGACUGGAACACACUUUAUCAAUGGAUGGAAAAGAAGAACGUCGCGAAGAGCAACAAGCGCUGCUGAAUCUCCGUGUUAUGUUGGGAAGCUUGUGGUAUUUGACCACGGCCGCAAAGGAGGGCCUGCACCUUAUCAACCUCAUCUCAGCCCCAGCCCCUAGGUAGCUCCCUCUUCCCUUCGUCACGCAGAGUAAAGAUAGCAAUAACAACAUUAUUAUCCCGUUUGCCACCAAAAUUACCGUAUACGGUAUAACAGAGGCUUAGUGGGUGCUUUUCAGGCC